Messenger RNA from Gekko japonicus, 1486 nucleotides. It is a transcript of the gene TMEM216, whose product is annotated as transmembrane protein 216. Bases 1 to 927 code for a protein of 308 amino acids. Gene Ontology annotation, biological process: non-motile cilium assembly. The record is from RefSeq and is a predicted model, not a curated record. NCBI's taxonomy places the organism in Eukaryota, Metazoa, Chordata, Lepidosauria, Squamata, Gekkonidae. The transcript has 6 exons. Gene Ontology annotation, cellular component: ciliary transition zone.
AUGCCGGGUGGCGGACUUCGACGGACCCACCGGAGGUGUGUCCGUCGAAGUCCGCUGGCUUCCCUCUUAACGUUCUUCUUCUUCUCCUCAGAGCGCUCUGGCGGCCCCUCCGCCUCCCCCCAUCACGCGGAACACGCUUCUUCCGGUGUUGCCAACCUCCAGGCGGCGGCGGGAGAGCUGGGCCUGCGUCGGAGCCGGCAAACACGCGCGCACGCGCACGCGCAGAGAGACAGGGAGGACACGCGCGAGCGUCCCUGCGGGCCGGGCCGCUCUGGGAUCCAGGCCUCCCGGCAGCGCUGGGCAGGUCCGGCUACGCACGCCGGGGCCGGACGGGGAGAGACCACCCGCCAAGGCCCCGCUCCCUUUCUAUGGUCGCUAGGCCGAGGCCUCCUUUCCCCAGCCGCGAGCGCCACCGGAAAAGGCCGUCCUGCGAGGGCCGUCCCCCCCCCCACCGAGGGGCCCUUCCGAGGAGGGCCGUCCUCCCCCCACCGUCCCGGAGCCAGAAGAGCGGAGGAUCGCCAACUCUCUUCUACGCCUCUGGAGAUUCUGCUGUUCCUCAAUGGCUGGUAUUAUGCCACAUAUUUCUUGCUGGAGAUCUUCAUAUUUGUCUAUAAGGGACUGCUGUUGCCAUAUCCCUCUGCAAAUCUGGCCUUGGACCUGGUUAUGCUUUUCCUCUACCUUGGAAUUGAAGUUGCCCGGAUAUUCUUUGGGUCAAAAGGGAACCUGUGUCAGCGGAAAGUGCCGCUCUCUAUCAGCUUGGCUCUAACCUUUCCAGCAGCUGUGAUGGCAGCCUACUAUCUUCUGUUGCAGACCUAUGCUCUGCGUCUGGAGGCCAUCCUCAACGCUAUCCUCCUUCUCUUCUAUGCCGUUGAGCUGUUUCUAGGCGUUCUUACCCUGACUUCCUUCUCCAGUUUGGACUCCUACUGAAAUGGUACCCUUCUUGGAUGGUAUUGCAUGGAAUCAUGUGCUCUUCGUGUAAGAAAGAGGCUGCAUGAGCCUCCCAUUGUCAUGGGUGUCUGUGGCUCAAUAUCAUUUCCUUGAAAAUGCUGGAAGACAAUACAGCCACUGUUCUGUUCCAGCUAGGAGACCACCAGGACAGUGUUCAAGAAAUCGCCGGAACCAUUACUAGCCACAGACCCAGUAUCACCUUUACAUCCCAGCUGAAGGAUAACAAGUUCCAUUCAGAUUUUACAAUGUGGAAAUUUAACUCCUGAGAGUUCAGGUUAUAGCUGCAGCUGCUGUAUCCUUUGACUCUUUGGUACAGUAUAAUCUGACGGUAGGAUCCACUGUGUUUCUAGCAUGUGUGCAGUGACUGUCACUGGGGCAUCUUUGCCCAGUCUUUCCUGUGUGUGCCCUCCUGCGCCCAGUCCCUGAAAGGGGGGGGGGGAGAAUGACAGUAAGGGCAGAGGGGGCUCUGUGCUCCCGGGUCCCCGUUCAGUAUUGUUAGUGUGCGUAUAAGUGAUUUGUGGCACUUUGUUUUUCUACU